Messenger RNA from Acinonyx jubatus (cheetah), 5825 nucleotides. RefSeq names its product DEAD-box helicase 31 (gene DDX31). Gene Ontology annotation, cellular component: nucleus. Gene Ontology annotation, biological process: ribosome biogenesis. Gene Ontology annotation, molecular function: nucleic acid binding; ATP binding. The record is from RefSeq and is a predicted model, not a curated record. Lineage: Eukaryota; Metazoa; Chordata; Mammalia; Carnivora; Felidae. The coding region runs from base 146 to 2014 and encodes 622 amino acids. The transcript is spliced from 19 exons.
CGCCUCGGCACCCGGAAGGGACGCGGCCGCAGGAGCCGGCGGGGCAGCUGCGCGGGGUCCUCGCGCGCCGCCCACGUGGGCCCGGGCCGAGCCCGGCUUUCCCGGUCCCGCCGCGCCCGCCCGUGCCCGCGCCUCGCCGCGCGCCAUGGCCGCCGCCGGCGGGCUGCUCCUCCGCGCUGCCGAAUCCCCGGCCGCCGCCGCCCCCGAGACGCUCUCGGGACCCCGCCCGGCCCAGGCGAGGCGGCACGCAGAGGCUACCAAAAGAAAGUACCGAGCAUCCAGUGAGGCUCCCCCAGCGAAGCGGAGGAGCGCGGUGGUGUUUCUCCCAGCCAAGAGAGCUGCUGCUGAAGAAGCACAAAGGACUUUUAAGGGGAAGGCACAGAAAACAUUUUCUCCAAAUGAAUCUUUGGUUGGUGUGAGCGGUAAAAACCGAGAGCAGAAACCAUGCAUUAGGACUUCUUCGUUAUUUAAAAACAACCCCGAAAUUCCAGAGCUCCACAGACCUGUAGUAAAGCAGGUGCAAGAACAGGUGUUCACCUCAGACGCUUUUCACAAACUGGACCUCCACCCACAUUUAAUUUCCACGAUAAAUACGGUCUUAAACAUGACUAGCAUGACCAGCGUUCAGAAGCAAAGUAUUCCCGUGUUGCUGGAGGGCAGAGAUGCUCUGGUGAGGUCUCAGACGGGCUCAGGUAAAACGCUUGCCUACUGUAUCCCUGUGGUUCAGUCUCUUCAAGCAAUGAAAUCAAAAAUACAGCGCAGUGAUGGCCCCUAUGCCCUGGUGCUGGUGCCAACGAGAGAGCUGGCUCUGCAAAGCUUCAACACUGUCCAGAAACUGCUUAAGCCUUUCACCUGGAUCGUGCCUGGGGUGCUCAUGGGCGGAGAGAGGAAGAAAUCCGAAAAGGCCAGACUCCGCAAAGGAAUAAAUAUCCUUAUCUCGACUCCUGGGCGACUGGUGGAUCAUAUCAAAUCCACAAAGAACAUUCAUUUUAGUCGGAUACGGUGGCUGAUUUUGGAUGAAGCAGACAGAAUCCUGGAUUUGGGUUUUGAAAAGGAUAUCACAGUGAUACUCAAUGCCGUGAAUGCCGAGUGCCAGCAACGACAAAACGUGUUGCUGUCGGCCACACUCACAGAAGGUGUGACGCGGCUGGCUGAUAUCAGCUUGCUCGAUCCGGUCCAGAUUUCUGUCCUGGAUCAGCACCACGGGCAGUCUGACCCGGAGCAAGGCACACUUCCCGAGGUUUCCCCUCUACCACCUGACGAUGAGCUGGACAGCUUUGCGAUUCCAGGAAGUCUUGAUCAGCAUGUGACGCUGGUUCCCAGCAAACUGAAGCUCGUCUCCCUGGCGGCCUUCAUCCUGCAGAAGUGCAAGUUUGAGAAAGACCAGAAGAUGAUCAUCUUUUUCUUGAGCUGUGAGCUGGUGGAGUUCUAUUACCACCUCUUCCUCCGGACCCUGCCAGCCUGCUCAGGGGUCCCCGCGUCACGGCAGCCACCAUCUGCCUCCACGAGAUUCAAAUUCCUGCGGCUGCACGGCAACAUGGAGCAGGAGGAAAGAACAGCGGUGUUUGAAGAAUUCUCACAUUCCAAGACCGGCAUCCUCCUCUGCACGGAUGUUGCAGCUCGGGGUUUGGAUCUCCCUCAAGUCACGUGGAUUGUUCAGUAUAACGCUCCGUCUUCGCCUGCUGAAUACAUCCACCGGAUUGGGAGAACCGCCCGGAUUGGCUGCCGUGGGAGCAGCCUGCUCAUCUUGGCUCCUUCGGAGGCAGAAUAUGUCAACUCGUUGGCUUCUCACAAAAUCAACGUGUCUGAGAUUCACGUGGAAGACAUUUUGUCUGUUCUGACAAGGGACGGUUGUUUGAAAGGGAGCCGACGGGGAACCCAGAAAGAACCUAAGGAAAUGUAUCAACGAAAGGGCAGGGGAACCAUCACAGCGUGUGUCCUGUGCCCGGGACUGUGCUACACUCUUCAUGGUUUGGUCCUGUUUAAUCCUCCCAGCAGCCCCACCAGGUACUGAAGGGUGUUCAUCGUCAUCAUCAGCUAGUAGCAGAUGUAGAGUUCUGAGUCCAGACUCCGCAACACGAAACCCGGUGCUUGUUGCUGUGGCACCGGCGAACGUUAGCCUCUGCCUGCUGGCCAGAAGUAAGAGCAAGCGGUAAAGUUACAAGAAAGUUACAAAGAAAGUAAAGGUUCGGUCAGAUCUCCUCUUACACCAUUUCUGGGACUGACUCUGUUGGUGUUUGUCCCUGAACCGAGCACACAUUGUUCGGUCCAGGGAGAGCUGAUCAUCAUGUGGGUCUGCAGAAGGAGCGUCUCCUGCGGAUUCCCCCCCUGGGGAGGGAGCCAAGCAGCCGCGGUGCCCUCUGCUCUUCCCCGAGCGAGCCACGGCCGUUUCCCAGCCCCCGGCCUUCCAGGGCCUUGCGUAUCUACUCCCACCGAAGCAGAGGCUUCCUUGGCACGAGGCCGGCCUUGAAGCCUUGCUCGAGGGGGGGGCUCGGGGACACUUCGUGUAGGGGCCGGGGCCCCAAGGCAGGCAGGCUUGGGUUCCAGACCGUGCUUCAUGGCUGGUGGUUCUGCAACCAGAGUGCCCGUCACGUGGGUUGCUGUGGAGCUGACCUCUAAAACGAGGCGGGCGGCGCUCUGUAUGCUUCUGGGCCGUGGCGGUUCAUCCCAGCCCCAAGCUCCCGCCUUGAUGGACGGGAACCAGUAGGAUGUUUUUAUGUUUUUAAGGAGUGGUGAGCUUUGUUUUUAAAAAGAAAAAACACUCGGCGAGGUGGGCUUUCACUGACCCCAAACUAACAGGUUAGCCUAGAAAACUAAUCGUACUACAGGCCCCGGGUGCCAUGUCGAUGAAAAGCUGGCCUGUUUAAUUAACCAAAUUUAACUUCAAUUCGAAGGCCAAAGGGAAACUCCGUGAAACUGACUCUAUUACUAAUUGUCACACAGAUCUACAACCCGAAAGAGUGUUUUAUGUGUGUGUGAUCCGCGUGAGUAGUGAAAAGAAUAAAGUAGAUGCUGGAUACAACUUUUAGUUCUGUUCCUCAUAAGAAACACGGCGUGUUUUAAUUGUCGUUCUCCAUGUGGGCGGUUCCGUCUAGCCCGUGAACCAGCGCCGGACAGAUACAUGUGAGCUCGGUAAAUAGGCCUUUUACACACAUAGCCAGACACCUCACUGUAAGGCCUCUCUUCUCACUCGAUUGAAGUGCAUUGUAAAUGUCCCUUUGGCACAUACGUUCUUGGGCUUCUGUGAACAGAAAGAGAGUGAGUGAAGCAUCUGUAAAAUGUAUAUUUCAUAUUUAGGUAUAUAAAAUAUAUAUAGCUACGUCUGGGUGUGCGAGUGUUCACCCACCUACAAAGAGAAUAAAUUUGAUCUUUCAACUUUACUGGGAAGCACUCAGAUGGUUCUAGGGAAGCAUGAGGGUGAAACUCAGCUUGGCAAUAAAGUGAUUAAAACAGUCCUUCCGUUUAGUUUAAAAACACUUUAGAAGUUAGCAAUGGGCAUGUUUCCAAAAAAAAAAAAAGAAAGAAAGAAAAAGGCACCUCCCCUACCAUUGCCACCACCUAAAACUUUUUACAACAACCAGAAAAAAAUCCAGCCCAAGUAUCUUCAACUCAUGUGUUGCCUCUCGAUAGGCAUGAAAUUUUCAUCUUCAAAGUAUGUGCACAUCCAAACAUGCUUUUUCUACGAGGUUUUUUUUGUUUUUUUUUUUGUUUUUGUCCUAUGAAAUAUGCCUGUAAACGGACCUUAGCAAGAGACUGGUGCAGGGUCAGGUAUUCAAAUGAGAUCAGCAGCCCCCUCCCUCCGUCCUAGUGCUCAGCCCUUGCACUCGGCUGUUCUCUCCAGGGUCGGUAGGGCUUUACGGACCAGGGAAUGCUGAGUGUGGGCCGUUGGAGACGUGUUUUCCUAAACUAGCCCCGGCCCGCUAGUCCCAGGUUAGCUUCGUUAACCAGCACUGCGUCUGUGUGUCUUUGAGGGGUGGGUGUGCCUCCGGGCUUUGACCUGCUCUCAUUACGGGAGUGUUUCACCUGUCGGGGCUGAGACGCUGGCGUGCACACGACUCUGCCCCUGCCUUCAGUUUAAAUUUAGACCGUCCUCCCCAGAAGACAACUGAAAAACACCUCAUUCUCAAGAGGGGUAAUUUUAAAAUAAAGUAUUUCUGGAAGUGGAGGGGGUAGGGAGAGGAAGACGUGCUUUUUCCUGAGUAUAUUAUGUUUUCUGCCAUUAACUUUUCCUUACAUUUUACUGAAACUGACCUCAUCAUUUCAAACGUGUGAACCUAGUCUUAUUGCCUUUUCUCCACCUAUUUCACUUGUACACACAUUAUCUAUGUGUGUGUAUGUAUUUUUUUUUGGUUGGGAAGAAAAGAUGCCUCAUUUUGAAACCUAAAGGGGGAAUAAGAAAAGCCCUUUGUAAUAUAUUGCCAUAUUAUCACUAAAUCCCCUGACAGUUGUGACACAGAAGUAAGUCACCUGUCACUUAAGCUUGAGGUCUCUUUAAUUUUCUCCUGGAAUUCGCACCAGGCUGUCUUUAAUUUGAGGCCUUUAUUGGAAUUCUGAAACCUCUCUGCCUCCCUGGCUCUCAGAUCUAUUCUGAGAGCUGUUACAGAGUGUAUACAAUAACCAACAGAGGGAUUCGAGCGGGCUGGAGCUCUGUUUAUCUAACACUCUAGAGGGAUUUUUGUGCUUAUUCGGGCCUGGCUGCCCGGCUUUCAAUAUCGCUUUGACAACCAUUCUGCCCUUCUCAUUAAUUUUAAACAGUUAAAACACAGGAAAAAGAGGAAAAAGUUUUCAUUAUUAAAGUGCUUUACUUUUUAAUAACAGAGGAUUCUGUCCGCCAGGGGAAAGGGCAUCCUCGCUAAUUUCACAUUCAUAUUAAAAAAACACACACACACACAAGGAAGGUGACAGUUGCGUUGCUGAGGUGGCUUAACGAAAGGAGGGCAGCAAAAAAAGAAAAAAAAAAGUUUGCAUUUCACAUCAGUUAAGAGGGUAAAAAAAAAAAAUCCUUGUUAAUGACAAUAGCAAAUGUCCACUUUCAUAACACAGCUACUGAGUGACUUUUCUCUUGACAUUUGAGUGGAUAAAACCCUUAGGGGGACCAUGUUCUGUGAAAUCAGCUAGACUGUCAUCAACCGAACAGGUAGCAGGAAUGAUUUGACUAAGCUAAAAACAUUUUCAGGUUGUUAAGUCUCUAUUAAUACAGAGACGGACACAGACCCAGAGAAUGAGGCUUUUUCUCCUCUCCCCUUUGUUCUUCCUCUGGCAGCCUUAAAGGUAAGAGACUCAGGAGCCACAGUUAGGCACGGUCAGCCUGUGGUCAGCCAGACACAGGCGCGAGCCCCUGUCCUCCGCGGGGGUGAAGGGAAGCACAGACUGGCUGUUUUCUUGGUGACCCAUGCCCGCAGUGGGUAGUGGUUACCGUAGAGACUUUAUAGAAUCACUGGGACAGUCGCGUCUUCCAGGAGACCUACUAGCCAAAUUGAGUUGGAGAAUCUUCGUUCUCUGGCAUCUCAGUUUCACAUUCAGUAGAAAGCACUCAUGUUUGUUUUAAGACGUAGGAGAUGGGGGGGGGGGGGUGCGCCUGGCUGGCUCAGUCAGUGGAGUGUGUGACUCUUCAUCUCGGGAUCAUGAGUUCGAGCUCCAUACUGGGUGUAGAGCUUACUUUAAAAAAAAAAAAAAAAAGAUACGGGAAACAAAAAACACUCAGUUUUAGGGGAAUAUAAAGAAAGGAAAUCUUGGGGCGCCUGGGUGGCUCAGUAGGUUGAGCGUCCACUUCGGCUCGGGUCAUGAUCUCACGGUUUGUGAUUUCGAGCCCCUCAUCGGGCUCU